Messenger RNA from Physella acuta, 541 nucleotides. RefSeq lists its product as uncharacterized. NCBI's taxonomy places the organism in Eukaryota, Metazoa, Mollusca, Gastropoda, Physidae. The record is from RefSeq and is a predicted model, not a curated record.
GCAUAUAUCCGUUCAGUGAAACUUUGUUUUGACGUUGGCAUCACAAGAACAGGACAGUUUUUUUAUUAGUCGGUGACUUGAUCCUGCCUGAAGAAUGUCUUUACUGCGUCAAGCCAUAGCUCAAGCCAGUUUGGUGUACAAGGCUUUCUCCGCGAGGGUGGGGCAGAAGAUGGCAGCGUCUGCUGUCCAGCCGCAGAUAAGAUCAUCCUUGGAACAGUCUAAAGAGGAUCGAGUGGCAAAGUUGAAGGAGGAACUCAGGUACCGCCAGAAGCUGGCCAAGGAAGACAAUGAUAUGAUCAUUCAUUACAAAGGCGUGUUAGAAAGAGACCCAAAAGACAACGGAUCAAUGAAGAUAAUCUCAAACGCGAGGAAACGGCUGAGUGUUACAAAUCACACCAUCGAUAAGAUACGAAAAGAGCUCACGGAUUUAGGAGCCUAAGGUUAACUGCAAGGAACAUAACGCUCAAUAGAAAAACUUGACCAAAACUUUUUCAACGCACUGGGCUAAUGUUUAAAUAAAUGCCAAUCAAACGAUUAAAAA